Molecule: messenger RNA, 1371 nt
Organism: Tripterygium wilfordii
Lineage: Eukaryota; Viridiplantae; Streptophyta; Magnoliopsida; Celastrales; Celastraceae
Product: histone deacetylase HDT1-like
Exons: 10
Coding region: 159-1052 (297 amino acids)
Source: RefSeq, a predicted model, not a curated record
UCCCGUUUGCGUUUUCAAAACCCUAGUUCACAAAUGGAAAAACCUGGCGGCAACUCCUUAUAUAUUUGUCUUCAAACCCGCUCUCAUCUGCCUCUUAAAUUUUCAAGUCUCUCCAUCAGAAACCCUUGUCCGUCCGAAUACCCAAAACCCUAGAUUAUAUGGCUGAUUCAAUGGAGUUUUGGGGUGUUGAAGUCAAGGCCGGACAGCCUCUGAAAGUAACACCUACAGAGGGGGUUAUGAUACAUGUUUCUCAGGCAGCUCUUGGUGAGUCGAAGAAAGAUAAAGGAAAGGAAUAUGUGCCUUUGUUUGUUAAGUGUGGUGAUAAGAAGCUUGUUAUUGGAACUCUUUCUUCUGAGAAGUUCCCUCAAGUAUCAUUUGAUUUAGUUUUUGAGAAAGAGUUUGAACUUUCUCACAACUGGAAAGGUGGAAGCGUCUACUUCUGUGGUUACCAAGUUCCUAUACCUGAUGAGGGUGAUGACUAUCCUGAUUCGGACUUUUCUGACGAAGAGGAAGAGAUUCCGCUGGCCAAAACUGAGAAUGGAAAAUCUGUGGCAAAGGGUGAUAUGGCAGCAGCUAAGUCCCAAGCAGCCAAGCCUGAAUCUUCUACAAAACAGGUUAAAGUUAUAGAGCCAAGUAAACCUGAGGAAGGUGAUUCUGAUGAAGAUUCUGAAGAUGAUUCUGAUGAAGAUGAUGAAAGCGAGAGCGAUCUUAUGAUGUCUGAGGACGAUAAUGAUUCUGAUUCUGAUGAAGAAGAAACACCUAAGAAGGUUGAGGUAGUUAAGAAGAGGGCUAAUGAUUCUGCUUUAAAAACUCCAACAUCUAAGAAGGCAAAGUUUUCUACCCCUCAGAAGACAGAUGGUAAGAAGGGAGGAGGGCACACUGCAACUCCUCACCCUUCAAAGAAAGCUGACAAAACACCUGCAAAUGGAGCCAACCCUAAGGCAAAGACACCAAAAUCAGGUGGUCAAUUCUCAUGCGACUCCUGUGACAGGUCAUUUGGACAGGAAAUGGGUCUGCAGUCUCACAAAAAAGCCAAGCAUGGAGCCAACUAGAAUUGGAGGUUAUUAAUCAUUUCUUUUCCCGUGAUUAAAUUUUGAUGAGUCAGUGAGGCUUGUUUUUUGGUUUGGUAGGGGAGUGUGUAUUAACUAGAAGUGUGGGAGGUUUUGUGGUAUCUAUCGUGGCCCACUUCUGUAUAUGGAUUACAGUGCUGCAAACUUGAUUAGUAUUGUGAUUCAAGUCACUGUCUGUUUCAUGUCAAAAAGAUCGUAAACUCUGUGCUAUGCCCGAUCUUGGUCUCCCUUGUCUUUGUGUUUGAUUGAGGUAUCAUAUGGGGUGUUUGUUUAUAUAAUGUGCUGUAGUGGAAUUCAUAUC